CUUAACUACUUGUAACAUUCGGGGGCUUGUUCAGAACUGAGAUCACAUAGCAGCAAUGGCAUCAAUCACCAUGACAGCAUCAUUCCUUGGCACCUCAACCAUCGGCCACCGGUCUCCGGUGGCGUCGCAGAGGAGGCUGGUGGUGGCAAAUUCUGCCAAAUCAGUUGAAGGAGAAAAGGUGAAGAUGAGUUAUGAGAAUGAGAAAGAAGGAAGCAAUGGAAGGAGGAACAUGAUGUUUGCUGCUGCUGCUGCAGCUGUUUGCUCUGUUGCUGGGAUGGCUGUGGCAGAUGAGCCCAAACGUGGCACCCCUGAAGCUAGGAAACUCUAUUCCCCUGUUUGUGUCACUAUGCCAACAGCCAGGAUUUGUCACAAGUGAGGGCUAUGUCUACCAAAAGAACAAUGGGGAUGUAAUGUUUUCCAUUUCAUAUGACGAUCAUUUGACUCUGUGUACUAUUUGUUCAUGAAACAAUCUACUUUUCCUUCCUUGUGUCUUUUGUCU
Messenger RNA from Cajanus cajan (pigeon pea), 499 nucleotides. RefSeq names its product photosystem II 5 kDa protein, chloroplastic. The record is from RefSeq and is a predicted model, not a curated record. Lineage: Eukaryota; Viridiplantae; Streptophyta; Magnoliopsida; Fabales; Fabaceae.